Molecule: messenger RNA, 1871 nt
Organism: Carassius auratus (goldfish)
Lineage: Eukaryota; Metazoa; Chordata; Actinopteri; Cypriniformes; Cyprinidae
Product: beta-1,3-galactosyltransferase 1-like
Exons: 1
Coding region: 12-1154 (380 amino acids)
Biological process (GO): protein O-linked glycosylation
Cellular component (GO): Golgi membrane
Molecular function (GO): N-acetyl-beta-D-glucosaminide beta-(1,3)-galactosyltransferase activity
Source: RefSeq, a predicted model, not a curated record
UUAUCCAUACCAUGUUUGUUGUGUCAGCAUUACUGGAUUUUAUCUUAUUGCAUACCUUUACUUUUUCCCUCCCGUCUCUCUUAUGCAGUUUGGGUCGGGACACAGCUCCACACAGGUGUCAGAUUAAGACAGGAUUCAUUCUGCUACUAACACUGGCGUUCUUACUGACUGCCGUUGCUUAUGUCUCUGAAUUCUCUCUCAAGACUGCUGUGCUCCCUGACACCUUUUAUGAAAAAGUGCUAAAUCAGACACGCUCCUAUUAUGAGUACCCAUCUGCCAGUAAAAAUCAGACUAGUCCUUCACAAAUUCCUACACAAUCCACAGACAUUUUAGUGCAUCAUCAUGUGGCUCACCCAAGCAACUAUCAUUUUAUUCUGGAUGAACCUGAUAAAUGUAGACAGUGGGAUCCGUUCCUGGUCUUUAUGGUCCCUGUGGCGCCCCAUCAGGUAGAGGCUCGUAACGCCAUCCGGAGCACAUGGGGGAAUGAGAGCUCAGUGCAGGGAAAAGCAGUGCUGACUCUGUUCUUGGUGGGUUUGACUGGAGGACCUGAAGCUCAACAGAAGCUGGAGGAAGAGAGCCGUCAACACAGAGAUUUAGUGCAGAGCAACUUUGUGGACUCCUACUUCAACCUGACCAUAAAGACAAUGGUGAUCAUGGACUGGUUGGCCACUCGUUGCCCUCAAGCAUCUUAUGCUAUGAAGAUUGAUUCUGAUAUGUACAUAGGCCUGGAGAACCUGAUGAGCCUGCUAUUGGCACCCAACACACCCAGAGAGAACUACAUUACAGGCUAUUUGAUGUGGGACCGGCCUGUCAUCAGAGACAAAAACUCAAAAUGGUACGUGUCAGAGGAACUGUACCCUGAACCGAUAUACCCCACGUACCUGCUGGGAAUGGGAUAUGUUUUCUCCAAUGACCUGUCAGGAAAAAUAGUUGAGGCUUCCAAGAAAGUAAAGGCCUUUAACAUUGAGGACGCAUAUGUGGGCGCUUGUCUGAAACAGUUAGGCAUUGCACCCUCAUCUCCUCCAGACCCUUCACAGUUUAGAGCAUAUAUAGGACAAUACAAGCGAGAGGAUUUUCUCAGAGUUAUUACAACAAUCCUGGGAUCCCCGCAGCAGCUAAUAGACAUUUGGGAGGAUCUAAAGAGGCCCACAUAAAAGGAAUACAAAUGGGAAUAGAUUACUGGUUGCCUUUAUUUGAUUAAUAAAAGACUGUUAUGUUGGAGACAGAGAACUAAAGACAAAAAAAAAAAAAAAAAUACUAUUCGUUUAAAUAGCCCAUAAAUUAAAUGCUUAUUUAUAACAGUAUAUUUUUAAUUAUAGCUUUUUUUUCCUUUUUGAUUUAAAAUAGCAAAUGUAAAUAUUAUUUGAUUGUUGUAAUUUUCAGUUCUGCCACAACUCAAGGUCACAUUGGAACCUUCAUCUUGUGUUUUGCAUAUGCAAAUGAAAAUGAGGUGGCCGCUUUCAGACUACUAUAAUGCCACAGAUCUUCAAGACAUUUAGACAUUAUUUUUUGGAACCAUCUGAAACACUAAGUUACCUCCUGAUGAUUAUUGGUAUUUUUUUUAGUCCUAGUUGGCAUCAGAAACAGAAUUAAAAACGUUUGCAGAUGGAGGAGAAUGAAUGAAAGAUGGGUGGUAACAUGAUUCUUUUGAGUAGCAAAACAAUUCUAGAAGCUUGCCAGCUCGCUGUGACACACUCCAUGGCCUCAUCAGGUGUUUCUAAAGGAUCUAAUUGGUCAAAGAAAGGACAAGGAGGAGCUCAGAUACAGUGACUCUGAGAUAUGUACAAGAUCGCUGUUACCCUCAAGACAAGGUAUGUUCAAACAUUUCACAGAACUGAUUUUGUAUUAUGCAAUGACUUCUUAUACAUAGU